This is a messenger RNA of Oncorhynchus nerka (sockeye salmon), 9424 nucleotides long. RefSeq names its product angiopoietin-related protein 7-like. The record is from RefSeq and is a predicted model, not a curated record. The coding region runs from base 230 to 1531 and encodes 433 amino acids. The transcript is spliced from 8 exons. Lineage: Eukaryota; Metazoa; Chordata; Actinopteri; Salmoniformes; Salmonidae.
UUUCACAUAGAGAGAGAGAGAAAGAGAGGUGGAGAUUGGAGGAGAGAAGGAACGACGGAGACGGAGAGGAAUGGGGACGGUCUUACGACCAGGAUGGUGUAAGGACAGGGGUGAGAGACUGGCCAGGAGAGAGAGAGAAAGCUAAACCUGAACCUGAACCUGCCAGUCUCCAGAGCCAGACAGACCACUCUCUCUGACCAAGCUAGGACGUUCCAACCAGAGGAGAACAAUGGCCUUCCUACCCCCUCACUGUACCCCCCUCUUGGGCUUGUGGCUGGCUCUGUAUGUCCUCCUGGUCCGGGAGGUCCAUGGAGAAGACCCCACUAGUCAUCAGAUUGGCGGUGGUGGCGGGGGCUCCCAGUGCGGGGACUACAGUAACCAGGUGAUGGAGGAUGGGAUGUGCCGUCUGGUGGCCACCCUGCCCCAGACCGAGGACCAGCGCUGUCCAGACAUGUUCCGUUGCACAGACGAAGUCUCCUAUUGGCUGCAUGAGAACGAGGAGAGGAAACAGCAGAUUCUGUCGCUGAGGGAGACCAUCUCAGAGCUUCAGGAGGAGCUGAGGAACCACAGGCACCGCGUCAAGGUUCUGGAGCUGCAGAGCGAGGAGAAGACCCGUAUUAACUCAUCCUUGGAGCAUCGUUUCCAUGAAUUGGAGACUCACUAUGCCGAGGCCACCACACUAGUGCACUUACAAGGGACCCUCAUCUACGACCUACAGGCCCAGAUCCAUAACCUGUCUCGGCUGGUAGAGAGUGUACGGAGGAACCCUGGCUGUAUGAUCAACAUUGUCGGUACCAGCCCUCAGAUGAGUUCAGAGGAGGCCCUGCAUCCAGAGGUACAGCAUGUGAGGAACUGUCCUAUAGAUUGUGCGUCUAUCUACUAUAACGGUGUGAGGCGCUCUGGUCUGUACACGGUGGUGCCUUCACUGGGGGUUAUGCCUGUCGAGGUUUACUGUGACAUGGAGACAGAGGGUGGUGGCUGGACGAUGCUCCAGCGGCGUGUGGAUGGCUCUGUGACCUUUGACCGGAGCUGGAGGGAGUAUAAGGACGGGUUUGGUGAUAUGCAUUCUGAGUUCUGGCUGGGUAACGACCACAUCCAUGACCUGACCAGCCAGGGAGACUAUAGCCUCAGGAUUGACCUAGAGGACUGGAGCAACAAGCACAAACACGCCCUCUACCAGAGCUUCAGUGUGGAUGGGGAGGACAGCCAGUACUGUCUCCAUGUGUCUGGGUUCAGUGGGACGACGGAGGACUCAUUCAGCUGGUACCAUGACAAGCAGGGCUUCAGCACCCCCGACACUGGCAACAUCUGUGCUGAGAUAUCCCACGGAGGCUGGUGGUACAACCAGUGCUUCUACGCCAACCUCAACGGAGUCUACUACAGAGGAGGCCGGUAUUCCCCCAAGGGGAAGAACCCUCUAGGACCAGACGGAAUCGUGUGGUAUUCCUGGAAGGACUCGGACUACUACUCUCUAAGGAAAGUCAGUAUGAUGAUCCGCCCACGUACCUUCCGCCCACACAUGUCGCCCUGAGAAACCACCGCAUGUUCAUGACAACCACCCCUGAUGACGGUCAGGCUCCAUAAUGGCUCGUCUGAUCUGAUGACAUCACCACAGACGUACAUGCUCCACACUUUUACAGUGAAAUGUGCUGUAAACAUUACUCACCGGUCUGGAGAUGGAUUUUCAGUGUGUGCACAUAUUUUUGAAUGUGUGUGGAUAUAUUUUUGCAUAAUGUUUAAAUUUGCAUAUGUGGCCAUGCCACCAAUAAGCCUGACAGGUACAGGAGGCUGGUGAGGCGAGGACGGCUCAUAAUAAUGUCUGGAAUAGAGUGAAUGGAAUAUUAUCAAACACAUGGAAACCACAUGUUUGAUACCAUUCAAUUUAUUCCGUUCCAACCAUUACUGAGUCCAUCCUCCCAAAUGAAGGUGCCACCAGCCACCUGUGCUCAGUGAGAAGCUCAGUCCUGGAUACUGUGGCAUGUUGUACUAAAGUCUUCUGACCAAUACAGACACAGCAACAGAUAUUGUCCAGUGAACUCUGAGAAACAAGUAUUGAAUGGAAGGUGUGGCACACGUCGAGAAGUGUUGACCUGUCUAGAAGAUGGCUGGAGUUACAUAGAUUCCACAGUCCUGUACUAUAAUAACAUGACUGUGCCAAACUAACAGCCUAUUGCUGGAGGGAUGAAGGGGAACUUCCCUCCUAUAGAUCCACAGGCAGGUGGACAAUAUACUAUACAUUACAUAAAAUGGUAUAUAUUAUACCAUACAUAAUAUAUAGAAGAGAAAAGACACUGUUUAAACUGCAAUGUGUGUUAGUGUGAAGACUAAGGGCUGAAUCCCAACUAGAAAAACACAAAACUCAGAUUAAUGUAAAUAUAACGUUCUUACAUUUUAGCUCUUAACCAGACUGACUUAAAGGAGCAAUUAGGGUUAAGUACCUUGCUCACGGGCACAGACAGAUUUUUCACCUUGUCGGCUUGGGGAUUCAAACCAGCAAACUUUCGGUUAUUGGCCCAACACUAUUAACCACUAGGCUAACUGCCGCAGUUCUUAAACUGCAGUUAGCGUUCAAACACAAGGAAGUGUGGGUGUUUACGGCUUGUGUGCAGAUUGAGAUAUUUACCUAUUUGUGUGUGUAGAUUGAGAUACACUACAUGACCAAAAGUAUGUGGACACCAACUUGUCGAACAUCUCAUUCCAAAAUCAUGGGCAUUGACAUGGGAGUUGGUCCCCCCUUUGCUGCUAUAACAGCCUCCACUCUUCUGGGAAGGCUUUCCACAUUGCUGCAGGGACUUGCUUCCAUUCAGCAUCAAGAGCAUUAGUGAGGAGUGGCACUGGUGUUGGGCGAUAAGCAGUCCGCGUUCCAAUUCAUCCCAAAAGUAAUGGGGUUAAGGUCAGGGAUCUGUGCAAGCCAGUCAAGAUCUUCCACACCGAUUUGCGACAAACCAUUUCUGUAUGGAGCUCGCUUUGAACACAGGGGCUUUGUCAUGCUGAAACUGGAAAGGGCCUUCCCCAAACUGUUGCCACAAAGUUGGAACCACAGAAUCAUAUAGAAUGUCAUUGUAUGCUGUAGCGUUAAGAUUUCCCUUCACUGGAAGUAACGGGCCUAAACCUAACCAUGAAAAACAGCCCCAGACCAUUAUUCCUCCUCCACCAAACAUUACAGUUGGCACUAUGCAUUUGGGCAGGUAGCGUUCUCCUGGCAUUUGUCAAACCCAGAUUCGUCGGACUCCAGCUGACGCUUGGCAUGGUGAUCUUAGUCUUGUGCAGUUGAAACGCUGGAAACCUGUUUUGAGGCCAACAUUUUUACAAAAAAAUUUUUUUACAUUUUUUUGGGGGGGGGCAUGUUACUAAUAAAGCCGCAUACAAACACGGUCUCUUUUUUGUUUUCUUGAGUAAGGCAACUCCAAAAUGCAGGUGUUUCAGCCAAGCUCAGUGUUCUGUCACUCAUGAGGACACUUUGUCACUGCCAAGUCUAAUGGUAAUGCAACCUUUAUUUAACUAGGCAAGUCAGUGAAGAACACAUUCUUAUUUACAAUGACGGCCUACCGGGGAACAGUGGGUUAACUGCCUUGUUCAAGGGCAGAACGACAUAUUUUUACCUUGUCAGCUCGGGGAUUCGAUCCAGCAACCUUACAGUUUCUGUCCCAACGCUCUAAACACUAGGCUACCUGCCGCCCCACAAGAACUAGAAAAUUAGAUCUAGAAAAUUCUAGUCCCUUGGGUGCUGCCAUAGAGUUACAUUAGAAGUGCCCAUCCAAGAAAGCUCAAGGUCAUUGGCCACAGAUAAAAUGACAUCAAAUUAAGUUAUAUGUACAGCAGCUUUGAUUGGACUGAUCAUGUUUUAUUUAUUUGUAUUUCACCUUUAUUUAACCAGGGAGGCCAGUUGAGAAUAAGUUCUCAUUUACAACUGCGACCUGGUCAAGAUAAAGCAAAGCAGUGCGACAAAUACAACAACAGAGAGUUACACAUAAACAAACGUACAGUCAAUAACACAAUAGAACAAUCUAUGUACAGUGUGUGCAAAUGUAGAAGAGUAGGGAGGUAAGGCAAUAAAUAGGCCAUGGAAGCGAAAUAAUUACAAUUUAGCAUUAUCACUGGAGUGAUAGAUAUGCAGAUGAUGAUGUGCAAGUAGAGAUACUGGGGUGCAAAAGAGCAAGAGGAUAAGUAACAAUAUGGGGAUGAGGUAGUUGGGUGUGCUAUUUACAGAUAGGCUGUGUACAGGUACAGUGAUCGGUAAGCUGCUCUGACAGCUGAUGCUUAAAGUUAGAGAGGGAGAUAUAAGUCUCCAGCUUCAGUGAUUUUUACAAUUAGUUCCAGUCAUUGGUAGCAGAGAACUGGAAGGAAAGGCGGGCAAAGUAAGUGUUGACUUUGGGGGUGACCAGUAAAAUAUACCUGCUGGAGCGCGUGCUACGGGUGGGUGUUGCUAUGGUGACCAGUGAGCUGAGAUAAGGCGGGGCUUUGCCUAGGAUAGACUUACAGAUGCCCUGGAGCCAGUGGGUUUGGCGACGAAUAUGUAGUGAGGGCCAGCCAACGAGAGCAUACAGGUCGCAGUGGUGGGUAGUAUAUGGGGUUUUGGUGACAAAACAGAUGGCACUGUGAUAGACUACAUCCAGUUUGCUGAUGAGUUUUGUAAAUGACAUCGCCGAAGUCAAGGAUCGGUAGGAUAGUCAGUUUUACAAUGAGGCAAUGAUCACUGAGAUCCUGGUUGAAGACAGCAGAGGUGUAUUUAGAGGGCAAGUUGGUCAAGAUGAUAUCUAAGAGGGUGCCCAUGGUUACGGAUUUAGGGUUGUACCUGGUAGGUUCCUUGAUAAUUUGUGUGAGAUUGAGGGCAUCGAGCAUAGAUUGUAGGACGGCCGGGGUGUUAAGCAUAUCCCAGUUUAGGUCACCUAGCAUCACAAGCUCUGAAUAUAGAUGGGGGGCAAUCAAUUCACAUAUGGUGUCCAGGUCACAGCUGGGGGCUGAAGGGGGUCUAUAACAAGCGGCAACAAUGAGAGACUUGUUUCUGGAAAGGUGGAUUUUUAAAAGUAGAAGCCCGAAUUGUUUGGGAACAGACCUGGAUAGUAUAACAGAACUCUGCAGGCACUUGGUCCACCUUGGCAGUUCUAUCUUGUCGGAAAAUGUUGUAGUUGGGGAUGGAAAUUUCAGCAUUUUUGGUGGCCUUCCUAAACCAGGAUUCAGACAUGGCUAGGACAUCUGGGUAGGCGUGUGCUAAAGCAGUGAAUAAAACAAACUUAGAGAGAAGGCUUCUGAUGUUAACAUGCAUGAAACCAAGGCUUUUAUAGUUAGAAGUCAACAAAUGAGAGCACAUGAGGAAUGGGAGUGGAGAUAGGUGCUGCAGGGCCUGGGUUAACCUCUAUAUCACCAGAGGAACAGAGGAGGAGUAGGAUAAGGGUACGGAUAAAGGCCAUAAGAACUGGUUGUCUAGUGCGUUCAGAACAGAGAGUAAAAGGAGCAGAUUUCUGGGCGCGAAAGAAUAGAUUCAAGGAAUAAUGUACAGAUAAGGGUAUGGUAGGAUAUCAAUACAGUGGAGGUAAACCUAGGCAUUGAGUGGCGAUGAGAGGUUUUGUCUCUCGAGGCACCAUUUAAGCCAGGUGAGGUCACCACAUGAGUGGGGAGUGGAACAAAAGGGCUAGCUAAGGCAUAUUGAGCAGGGCUGGAGGCUCUACAUCGAAAUAACACAAUAAUCACUAGCCAAAACAGCAAUGGACAAGACAUAUUGACAUUAGGGAGAGGCAUGCGUAGCUGAGUGAUCAUAGCGUCCAGUGAGUAGCUAGGCGAGCUGGAGACACAGCAAUUCAGACAGCUAGCGGGCCGGAGCUAGCAGGCUAGCAGAAGGGCCUUCGGUGGACCCCCUCGGAAGGUUACGAGGGGGUCCAGUUGUGAUGGAUCGUUGGCACUCCGUGUUGGCAGUAAAAGGGUCCAGGCCAAUUGGCAAAAUAGGUAUUGUAACCCCAAAAAUUGGCUGAUGGACCUCUUCAGCUAGCCAGGAGAUGGGCCUAGCUCAAGGCUAGCUCCAAGCUAAUUGGUGCUUGCUUCCGGACAGAGACGUUAGCCAGGAGUAGACACUCAGAUAGCAGCUAGCUAGCUGCGAUGAUUCGGUGUAAAGGUUCAGAGCUUGUGGUAGGAAUCCAGAGAUGUGGUAGAGAAAAAGCAGUCCAAUAUGUUCUGGGUUGAUAUCGCACUGUGCACACUGGCAGGAAUUGACUGGGCUGUCAACAUCAUACUUUCAAAAUCUUAGCUAGCAGUCAUCAUCAUGAAUCAAGUCGACAAUCUACUGGCAAAUCCUUUUUAAUUAUUGUCAUAUUAAGAGAAAUAAUGAAGAGAAAUGAUAGAUUAAACGUAUUGGUGCUCAUCGGCCAUAAACAUUACACAACAAGUUAGAAAUCCCAAAUUCAACAAUGAGUGGUUUGGAAAGAAUCAGUGACAGUGGCUAACUUCAAGCUUUGCAAACCAAUCACUAGCCUGCUAUUCAGUGGAAUGGCUGUGUGGUCCCAAAUCUGGGAUUAAGGGGCUUUUUUGCAAGUUUAAAAUUAUAAACAUUCACAUGGCCAUGCUGUCAAUGAAACAUAAUUUGUGCCGUGGUCUAAACAACUUAACUUGGAACUGCGAAAACAACUGGGAAGUCGGGAAUAAAUGCAUUGGAAAAUACAUUUUGAACGGUCAUCCAACUCGGAACUGUAAAUCUGGUCUCUUUCUACAGCUAUGACCUGAAGAUCAAUGACGUCAUCACGAUUUGACCUCGUUUUCCCCCCUCCAGAGUUCCCAGUUGUUUUGAAAGCACCAUAAAUCCAGAGAAUGACAGACUUUGAUGACAAAAUAUGCCCAUGAAGGACGUGCCACCUUCCUGUUCAAGUGAGCACAGCACAACAAGGUGAGUCCAAAAAUGUAUUGUAUGCUCCUGCAUAAAUUAUGUAAUAUUCCAGGGACAUAUGCAUACUGUAGCUAAGAAAGUAAUACUAAGUGUAUGUUGUGCAGUAAGAUGUUAGUACCCCAUGUGCCUCACACUAAUAAUUUGGUCCAUAUACCCCUCUUAAAUUUUGCCUACUGUUCUGACUUGGUGGUGUACAUGUAGCAUUUAACCUGUUUUAGAGAACUGUAAUCAUUGAAUAUUGUAAGAGCUUUCAUUGUCUGCUUAUAUGCCCCCUUUAUUUAUCCUACGGUUCUUCUGACUUGGUGUACAGGGAGAACACUAUAAGAAUGGCCCAUGUUCUGAAUUGUGGCGCUGUACAUUUCAAUAGUGCAAAACAAAGUUAUAUUAAAUGUAAAAUAUUGACUAUGUCCGUCCUACUGUAGCUCGCUCAAUGUCUUAAUCGAAAUUACAGAUUGAUUCAUCUGCUUGUCGUCACCUUAUAUCAUAGUUUGUACAUCUCAAUUGUCAGUAGACACCACAUUUGUUUUAGCAAGUCAGCCAUAUCAGCUAUGUUUUUUUAAAGGCAGUAAAUGAGGCUGAAUAAACAGUUUUUCACUGCCAGACAAGGCUCUGCUGAUAGCCAGGUGUAGCAGUGGUAAGGUAUUGAGACUGCUGUUGGUUGGGAAAGCUUUAUGUAGGCCCUAACAGUUUGUGGGCAUUGUUUGUCACUGUUGUAGUGCAAUUAAUGUAUUGUUUAGUGUUGUGUUGUGGCUUUGCUGGGAUGCAUCCCUCUUUUAUUUUCCCCCAUCAAGAUUUACAUGCUAAAAUCGCUACUGGUCUUGUGUGCGUGCGGCUGCUCGGUCAUAGAAACCCAUUUCAUGAAGCUCCCGAUGAACAGUUAUUGUGCCGACCUUGCUUCCAAAGGCAGUUUGGAACUCGGUAGUGAGUGUUGCAACCGAGGACAGACAGUUUUGUAUGCACUACAGCACUCGGUGGUCCCAUUUUGUGAGAUUGUAUGGCUUACCACUUCACAUCUGAGCCGUUGUUGCUCUUAGACAUUUCCACUUCACAAUAACAGUACUUACAGUAGACCGGGGCAGCUCUAACAGGGCAGAAAUUUGACAACCUGACUUGUUGGAAAGGUGGCAUCCUAUGACACUGCCACGUUGAAAGUCACUAAGCUUUUCAGUAAGGCCAUUCUACUGCCAAUGUUUGUUUAUGGAGAUUCCAUGGCUGUGUAGUCGAUUUUGUACACCCGUCAGCAACGAGUGUGGCUGAAACAGCCACAUCCACACAUUUUAAAGAGGUGUCCACAUACUUCUGUAUAUAUAGCGUAUUUAACUCUUUAUAGAGUGAAAUAUUUAACUCUUUCUGGGUGUAGAGAUAGAGACCCAGCUGCACCUGAUUUCAGUCAGAGCUGGGUGCAGGCAGAGUACAGGGUGAAAGACCUCUUUCAUUCCACCCUCAUAAUCAGCACAAACACACUCUUUGACGCUCCGCUCUGCUUAUAGACCAACUCAUUUUCAUUCCUAUCCAUCUCUACAGAAUUUUCAGACGGGGCCGGCUGUGUGUGUAUAUGAGUGUGUGUGGGUGGGUGUCGUCCCAAAUACACAAGUCCGGCAGAACAAGACCUGACUCACACUCACUCCCACAAACACACUCAAAGAAAUGCAAACGUGUACACGGAGAGUACAAAUCAUUUUUAUUAAAUCAAACUUAAUUUCUCCUCUUUCUGGGUGACAACGUAUCGCAAAUAUUUCUAUACAUAAAAUAAUACCUCAACAACCAAAAAGCACAUGCAUCAGAUAGAAUAUAGAUUUAUUUGUAUUUAUGUGACGAGAAUAGAAAGAGGGAGAUUAAAUAAUGAUGGAAGAUUGCACUGCGGUAUUAAGUGGAGUGAGGCAGAGAAGAGCUGUCAUAGACACCUGGAUAAAGGCAUGGCUGUGUCCCAAUUGUCUUAACACAUUUCCUUACUAACCACUGCUAUGUAAGGAUUUGAUAGGUGAAAGCAAUAUUGUGAAACCGCUCAGCUAUUUUUGAAGGAAAGAAAACAAGGGAGUAAUUUACGAGUAUUGGGACCCAGCCACCAUGUUUGGCACUGGCUUUGGGAGAAGCAUUGGCUCGCUGAUGUUUGGCUUCCAUGGACGAGGAGUAGGCUCCCAUUGCAUAACCUCUAACAUUCCCCAUCAGGAUUUGUCCUUCCAGAAGGGAGAAAAGCAGAACUCCAUGUUUUUGGAAAGAUGUGAAUAGUAAAAAAAAAUGAGUAAGGGGGGAAUUAGCGAAGCAUGCAGUUCUAUUUUCUACAGAACGUCAACAAGGCACAGUGGCAGGAAAGGGUCGAGCUUCCUGUUAGAGAUCGAGGAAGUGAGUGAAGGAAGAGGCGGGGCACUGCCAGCAGUGUUCAGACACACUCACAAGCAAGGGGCGUGGUGACACACACUCUCUCAUAUCUUCUGGAACUUAACUGACAAGGCAUAAUGCAACAUCUCUACUCUGAACUGUGAGUGUGUUUCAAUCACUUAAAAAAAUCAUAAACACAAUUUCUGUUGAAAUGCUGUGAUGCUGGGGUAA